Molecule: messenger RNA, 381 nt
Organism: Octopus bimaculoides (California two-spot octopus)
Lineage: Eukaryota; Metazoa; Mollusca; Cephalopoda; Octopoda; Octopodidae
Source: RefSeq, a predicted model, not a curated record
AUGCCAACAUUCACUCUCGACGCCAGAGGACAUUUUCAAAAAUUAAAUGAUGGAAAGAUGUUCUCCAAAGUGGAUCUGUCUGACGCUUAUUUACAGAUUAAAGUAAAUGACAAAUGCUCAAAGUAUCUCACAAUAAAUACACAUAGAGGAUUGUACAAAUAUACCCGAUUACUUUUUGGAUUAAAUGUUGCACCGGCAAUAUUUCAGCAAAUCAUGGAUGCUAUGUUAUCUGAUUGUGAAUUUGCAAUCCCGUGUUUGGACAAUAUAUUGAUUAAAAGUAAUUCGGUAAAACCUAUAAAGUUCUUGUAUGAAUUGUUUGGCCCAUACGAUGUUCCAGACACGUUAGUUUCUGAAAAUGGAACGCAAUUUUCGGGAUAUUAA